This is a messenger RNA of Lemur catta (Ring-tailed lemur), 999 nucleotides long. RefSeq names its product cellular repressor of E1A stimulated genes 2 (gene CREG2). The record is from RefSeq and is a predicted model, not a curated record. The coding region runs from base 1 to 873 and encodes 290 amino acids. Lineage: Eukaryota; Metazoa; Chordata; Mammalia; Primates; Lemuridae. The transcript is spliced from 4 exons.
AUGUCCGUGCGCCGCGGCCAGCGGCCGGGGCGGCCCGGGACCCGCCUCUCCUGGCUGCUGUGUUGCAGCGCCCUGCUGUCCCCAGCCGCCGGGUACGUGAUCGUGAGCUCCGUGUCCUGGGCCGUCACCAACGAGGUGGACGAGGAGCUGGACAGCGCUUCCACCGAGGAGGCGCUGCCCGCGCUGCUGGAGGACUCGGGCAGCAUCUGGCAGCAGAGCUUCCCGGCCUCGGCUCACAAGGAGGACGCGCACCUGCGGCCCCGGGCAGGCGCCCCCCGCGCCAAGCAGCCGCCCGCGCCGCCCGGGAUGUUCUCCUACCGCCGCGAGAGCCGCCAGGCGGCCGGCGCGUCCCCCGGCCCGAGGCUGCGCGCCGGCACCGCCCGCUCCCUGGCCCACGCGAGCGCCUGGGGCUGUCUGGCCACCGUGUCCGCCCACGAGAAGAUCCAAGGACUGCCCUUUGGGAACUGCCUGCCCAUCAGUGACGGCCCCUUCAACAACAGCACUGGGAUUCCUUUCUUCUACAUGACAGCCAAGGACCCUGUGGUGGCCGAUCUGAUGAAGAACCCCAUGGCCUCGCUGAUGCUGCCGGAAUCAGAAGGAGAGUUCUGCAGAAAAAACAUCGUAGACCAGGAAGAUCCCCGAUGUGUCCGGUUAACGCUCACUGGCCGGAUGAUAGCAGUGUCUCCAGAAGAAGUGGAAUUUGCCAAGCAAGCUGUGUUUUCAAGGCACCCAGGGAUGAGAAAGUGGCCUCGUCAGUAUGAGUGGUUCUUUAUGAAGAUGAAGAUAGAACAUAUCUGGCUUCAGAAAUGGUACGGAGGCAUAUCUGACAUUUCAAGGGAGGAAUAUUUCAAAGCAGUUCCCAGGAAGGCCUGAUGGAGAAAGAAGAAAGUCCUUGGUGUUUGCAUUGAAAUGGAAACCUUUUAAGUGAUGCUUCCAGACAGCUAUUGACCGCUGUCUCUUUGCUGAAGGGUUCGUAGCAGCCCUGCCAUCCGUAUAGCA